CUAGUAUGCAUCGAAACCGGUCCGCGGGUCGCGGGCUCCGCGGGGGGCGACCCGCGAGCUCGAGUUACGUGGCCCACACGAUCAUUCACGCAUUGGCGGUCUCAGUGCAUUUACUAAACUUUGUAACAAAAUAAAUCCUAGUAAACCAGCAAUAAGUUUAAUUUCAAUGCAUAAACAUCAAUACAGUCCAAAUUAUAUAUACACACAACAUUUUGGUCCUUCGAUCCUCAAAAGGAUAAAUAAUCACACCUCGUGGAAAACUCGUGGUGGCCGCAUCGUGAAUUCAUCAAGCCUUAGACCUAAGAAGACUUAGCGAGAAGGAGGCAUCGCGGAAUGACAAAAGGACAAGGGCACGAUCUUCAGUGAGUCCGUUCCAUAUCCUUUCUUUUUCUUUCCGUCUUUCUUGCCACUAUUUGAUUUGACAUUGAGACCUUUUCGCAUUUGUUAUCGCUUGCCGGCCGGUCGGUCUCUUAUACCUACAACGCACCGCACCGUGCCUACCGCUUGAUUUGCGCGUUAUUUUACGCGACUUACCUACUUAUUUCUUUGUUAUACUGAAUUUAUAUAUCCUUUCCUUUCAAAAUGUCUGAUGCACGGAGCAAAGACCUGAUCAAACUUAGAGGGAUCAUUAAAGGAAAGUUAACAAUUUUUCAAAAUUUUUUAAAUAGCUUAAAUACAUGUGAGAGAAUAAAUGAAACUCAAUUUAACGAGCUGGAAUGUCGUCUAAAUAAACUAGAUAGCGUACAAGUUGAGUAUGAUAAACUUCAGACGGAGAUGGAGUUGUUGUCUGACGAUCCUGAGCAGUUGUUACUCGAACGAGAAGAAUUCGACACUAGAUAUUACUCGCUAGUUGCAUCGGCGCGCACUCUUCUUGCUAAGUGUAGUCGUCAGCAACGGCGAACAUUAUCCAUGUCCGAGUCGAGCGAAGGGAGCGAGCGAGCAAACAGGGGUGCCCUUCAUGACUUCGUCAGGCUACCAAAAAUAAGUUUGCCCAUAUUUGACGGAGACUUUCAGCACUGGCUCACUUUCAGAGACACGUUUAUUUCUCUUAUUCAUGAUAAUAACACUAUAGGCGAUAUUAACAAAUUCCAUUAUUUAAAAGCAGCAUUAAAAGGCAGUGCCCUAAUUAUGAUACAAAAUUUAGAAUUUACAUCAAAAAAUUAUAAAAUUGCAUGGCAAUUGCUAUCAAAUAGAUAUGACAAUGAAAGACUUUUGAUUAAUAAUCAUAUCAAUGCCAUAUUGGAUUUCACUCCUAUACAAAAGGAGUCAUGUCAUUUCUUAAGGAAAUUGAUAGACACAAUUAGACGCAAUCUUUGUGCUUUAAAUACCCUAGGUCAACCAACUGAUCAUUGGGACACACUCAUUAUACACCUAAUGACUAAAAAGUUAGAUUCUAUCACCUUUCGCGAAUGGGAAGAGCAUCGCAACACAAUUUCAACUUCGCCUACAUUAAAACAAUUUGUUGACUUUUUAACAAAUAGGGCAGAUUUACUAGAAACUAUACAUCAAGAUAUAAAACAACGACAAUCAUUAACACAAACUUACUUAAACACACAAAGUACGGAAAGAAAUCAAAAUACACAAAAUAUAGAAACAAAAUCGAAAAACACAUUUUACAGCAAUAAAACAAAAAAUAUCGAUGAUAAAAUAAUUGCAUGUCCCAUGUGUAAGCAAAAUCAUUUUUUAUUUAGCUGUCCCGAUUUUAGGAAUUUAGACGUAGAUACACGUAUUCUCAAGAUGCAAAACUUUACAGUAUGCAAAAAUUGUCUUAGACCUGGUCACAAAGCCAAUUUUUGUAAACUUACACACUGUAAAUAUUGUGUUAACAAGCACAACACACUCUUACACAAAGACACAGAACAGCACAGCACAGUGGCACUAUCUUCCAAUAUUAAUACCAUUAACAAGCCCUAUAUAUUGCUUUCCACAGCUUUGGUUAACGUGGUUGGCGCGGACGGAAACCUACACCCUGCCCGCGCUCUUCUCGACAAUGGUGCCACUGCGCACUAUGUCACACGGCAGCUCUGUGAGAGGCUGGGUUUGGAACGGCGUAACGUAAGCUCCACUGUGACAGGUAUCAAUAAUCAAGUUUCCCAUAGUGCAGAGUCUUGUAACUUAUCCAUUGAGUCAUCGUGUGGUGAUUAUAAACUCAAUAUAGAAUGUUACGUUUUACCUCAAAUUACAAAUUCUUUGCCUUCUUGUAAUAUAGAUAUACAGUGCAUAAAACUUCCGCCUAAUAUACAACUAGCCGAUCCUUCUUUCCACAUUUCGUCACCCAUAGACAUCUUGAUGGGUGCAGAUGUGUUUUGGGACGUUAUAUGUUCCAACUUGAUAGAUUUAGGUAAGCAACGUCCUAAGUUGCAACAAACAAAACUCGGUUGGCUUGUUUCAGGCACUUUUAAUAAAUACAGAAAUACAAAUACUUCUCCUACUACGUGCUUAUUUUCUCAAAAUAAUGAGGCCUUAUUAACACGAUUUUGGGAAUUAGAAUCAAUUAAUCCUAAAUAUAGCUUAUCAUUAGAAGAGCAAGCCUGUGAGAAGAGCUUCGCAGAGAACACUUGGCGCGAUAAUGACGGUCGAUUUAUCGUAACUAUACCUUUAAAGGAGUCCCCAGAUGUACUCGGCGAUUCUUUUCAAAGUGCAAAAAACCGCUUCUUAGCGCUUGAGCGUAGGUUUCAACGCAACCCUAUCUUAAAAAAGCGGUAUUUAGACUUUAUGACUGAAUACGAAAACUUAGGUCAUAUGAGUGACACAUCAAAAACUUUAGAACCUAGUAACAAACCUCAAAACCGUUCAUACUACUUAUUUCACCAUGGCAUAGUUCGUGAGUCUUCUACUACCACGAAAUUAAGGGUGGUCUUCAAUGGUUCAAGCCCUUCGUCAAAUAACGGUAAAACCUUUAAUUCCAUUCAGAUGGUUGGUCCAGUCGUCCAAGACGAUUUAAUUUCUAUUUUGUUGCGCUUCCGACAGCAUAAAUACGUAGUGUCGGGAGACAUCGAAAAAAUGUACAGAGCUAUUCUUGUAGAACCCUCUCAACGCUCACUACAGCAAAUCUUAUUUAGAUUUAAUCCUAGUGAGAAAAUAAGAACAUUUACGCUUAACACGGUUACUUACGGUACAGCAUCUGCACCGUACCUAGCCACCAAAUGCCUAGUUUCGUUGGCAGAACAAUGUUUUGAUCCUGACGCAAAAACCGCUAUUACUCGGGAUUUCUAUGUAGACGAUUUUCUUAGCGGUGGGGAUUCCAUACAGUCAGUAAUUCAACUAUGUAAAAAUGUUACCAACACCUUACAGUCAGCGCAAUUUAGGUUACGUAAAUGGCAGUCAAAUAAUACUGAAAUAUUAAAUUCUUUACCUAGUGAAAAUUUACUUGAACAUAUUAAAAUAGAUAAAACUUUAAAUCUAGACAAUUCACCCAGUAAAACACUUGGUCUCCAUUGGGAUUGCAAUACAGAUAAUUUAUUAUUUACAAUUAUUAACCUAGAUUCCAACUCAAAAAAAAUGACAAAACGUAAAAUAUUAUCUCUUAUAAGUAAAAUUUUUGAUCCCCUUGGACUUUUAGGACCUUGUAUUGUGCAAGCAAAAAUUUUAAUGCAAAAACUAUGGGUUAAAAAAUACAGUUGGGAUGAAGAAGUUUCAAAAGAAACGCAAAAGUCUUUUUUAAAUUUUACAUCUUCCCUUACUUCUCUCAAGUCACUUCGCAUUCCACGGUGGGUUUGUACUAAUAACAUGUUGUUAUUAGAAUUGCACACCUUUUCAGAUGCUUCAGAGCGCGCUUACGGCGCGUGUGUCUAUGUAAGAGUGGUUGACACUAAUAGCAAAGUACAAGUUCGUCUUUUAACUUCUAAAAAUAAAGUGGCACCUUUAAAGCCUACCACAAUCCCUAGGUUAGAGCUUUGUGGUUCGCUCCUUGCCACCAGGCUCCAUGCAAAAGUGAUAUCAUCGUUAUCAAUUAAAAUAAAUAAUUCCUACUUUUGGACCGAUUCUACUAUCGUGUUGGCAUGGCUUAAAAUUCAAUCGAAUCAAUUAAAAAUGUUUGUUCGGACUCGAGUGGGUGAGAUACAAGACAGCACUGCCGGUCACAGAUGGUGCUACGUUCCAUCUAAAGAGAACCCUGCAGAUCUAGUUUCUCGAGGGGUCAUAGCUGACAGCAUUAAUUCUCGUACUUUAUGGUGGUCUGGUCCAGAUUUUCUAAAGUCUAAGAAUAUAGAAUUUCCGAUCAUACCAAACACACACUCAGAUACACAUUCAGAAAUCAUCUUACAUACUACUACACAAAAUGAUAGCACAAACUUACCAACAAACAUACUACAUAAUUUCAUAAAUAGCAAAUCAAAUUAUACAUACUUAAUAAGAUCAUUUGCAUAUAUACAAAGAUUUAUUUACAAUUGUAGAAAUCCUAAAAAUAAACAUAUUAAAUCUUUAUCUACAACAGAGUUACAAAAUUCUGAAAAUUACUUAUUACAAUUCGUUCAACAAAUAAUGUUUGCUGAUGAAUACAUAUUAUUAAAAGCAAACAGGCCUCUCCCUAAAAAUAGUAGGUUAAACUCAUUAUCACCCUUUAUGGACUCAAAUAAAUUAAUAAGAGUUGGUGGUCGUCUUAAAAAUUCUUGUUAUACAUUUGACGUAAAACACCCAAUCCUACUAUGCAGCAAACAUAAUUUGACACAAAUCAUUUUUCAAAAAGAACACAUAAGACUUAUGCAUGCCGGACCUCAGUUACUUUUGUCUCAUGUGAGACAAAAAUAUUGGCCACUGGGGGGGAGGAACCUUGCCAGACGUGUCGUGCAUGGUUGUGUACGUUGCUUUAGGUUCAAAGCUAAGCCGUUUCAACCCGUUAUGGGUGACUUACCCAAAGAUAGAACUAAAUUAGAAUUUCCUUUUUUACACACUGGUGUUGAUUAUGCUGGGCCAGUGUUGAUAGCCAACCGUAAGGGCAGGGGUGCUAAAUUAACAAAAGCUUAUAUUUGCAUUUUUGUUUGUUUUGCAGUAAAAGCAUUGCACCUGGAGCUGGUCACGGAUCUUACAAAGGAGGCAUUCCUUGCAGCGUUCCUGAGAUUUAUUAGUCGACACGGAAAGCCAAUUUCGGUGACGUCAGAUAAUUCGACGACAUUCAUAGGAGCUACAACGCUCCAAGUGGCGGUCUUCUUCAAGUUCUCUCCAGCUCGGCUCUAUGGUUCUCGUGAAGGAGAAGAACCAACCACCACUUCUGUGGCAGCUGGGCAGAGUCGUCAAGCUGCAUCCAGGCAAGGAUGGUGUCAACCGGGUUGCCGACAUCAAGACCAGGAAGGGCAUCAUUCAGAGGGCCUUCAAUAACAUCUGCCCCCUUCCAAUCUCUUCAUAAAGUUGAAUGUCUUCAACGUUCCCCGGGCAGUAUGUUCGAUGCCCACUAGUAUGCAUCGAAACCGGUCCGCGGGUCGCGGGCUCCGCGGGGGGCGACCCGCGAGCUCGAGUUACGUGGCCCACACGAUCAUUCACGCAUUGGCGGUCUCAGUGCAUUUACUAAACUUUGUAACAAAAUAAAUCCUAGUAAACCA
Messenger RNA from Pararge aegeria (speckled wood butterfly), 5537 nucleotides. RefSeq lists its product as uncharacterized. The record is from RefSeq and is a predicted model, not a curated record. The transcript is spliced from 2 exons. Bases 583 to 5316 code for a protein of 1577 amino acids. Gene Ontology annotation, molecular function: nucleic acid binding. NCBI's taxonomy places the organism in Eukaryota, Metazoa, Arthropoda, Insecta, Lepidoptera, Nymphalidae.